Notechis scutatus (mainland tiger snake) is the source of this 1552-nucleotide messenger RNA. The record is from RefSeq and is a predicted model, not a curated record. NCBI's taxonomy places the organism in Eukaryota, Metazoa, Chordata, Lepidosauria, Squamata, Elapidae.
CGGGGGCCAGGUGAGCUCUUCCUUGGGCGGCCCGUGGGAGGCUCCCAAUCCUUGCGGGACGCGCCCGGCCCAUUCCAGGUUUGGGAGGCGUUUCGGCGGAGCGGCUGGCCGGAUCCCGCAGAGGCAGGCGCUCAUGGGCCCCCCGGCAUCGCGGCGCGCGGGACCCGCGGCCUGGGGCUUCUUUCUGCUCGCGCUCGGGCCGGUGGCGGCUCUGGAAACGUUCACCCCUGGCACCCUGGAAGCGUUGAACGGGACCGACGUGCGCUUGAAGUGCACCUUCCGCAGUCCAGUCCCGGCGGGUCCGAAGCUGACAGUUUCCUGGUACUUCCAGUCGGAGCUGAAGGAGCCUCUGGAGGCGGUGCUCUACUACAACCACCGGGCUUACCCCUCCAAAUCAGGCCGCUUCCUAGACAGAAUCACCUGGGAUGGCAACGUACACAAAAAUGACGCUUCCAUUAUGCUCCACAAUGUGAGCCCCAAGGACAACGGGACCUUCCAGUGCCAUGUGAAGAACCCACCUGAUGUGGACGGUAUCAUUGGCGAGAUCCGGCUGAGUGUUGUAUUGAAAAGAAGCUUCUCGGAGGUGCAUAUUUUGGUCCUCACCAUUGGCAUUUCCUGUGCUGCAAUGGUCCUCCUUGUGGUGGUCGUGGUGAUCUGGCGUCACUGGCGGAGGAUGCCGCAAGACAAGACAAGGGAGGUGGGCAAGUCAGAGCAAUUGAAGCUGAAGGCAGGCGGAGAGGAAAAGGAGACCCCCCUGUCCGGAGAGGGGGCCCAUCGGUCUUGAUCCACCCAUGGACGCUGUGGCCUGCAGGAGACAAGACCUCACCUCUGCCGCCCACAUGACGCCAAAGGUCUGCCCCCUAGCUGGUCUCCUCCAUGUGUCUGAAGCAGUCGCCCUCCCCUGCCCACCUGGAGUAUGGAUUGCCUUUGGCUCAGUGACUGAAGACCUCAGGGCCACUGGCCACCAAGUUGGGUGGGUCAGCAGAAGAUCUGGUCAAGACAGACUGGCCAGGCCAAGCUUGGGGGAGGGCACUUUGCCAACUGUUCUGCUCUCUUUCCUGGGCCAAAGCCAAGGGGGAGCCCCCAACCACUUAGGGAAGGGUCUCCUCUUCCAACAGGAUCAAAGCCCCAUUUCUGUGGCCUGCCUGGAGUAGCAGGAGCCCUGCCUCAUUUUGUGCAGGCAGAAGGUCUUGGUGCAGCCAUUCCGUGUCCUUUACGGCUCUCCAGCCCAGGCUGACAGCACAAAUCUUUCCUUAAAACCAGAGUUUGCUUUCUCCUUUGGGAGGGUUUAAGAGCCCUGGACAAAAAACAAUUCUCUGGCCACUGAGCCCCUUUUAUGCAACACCAUUAUAGUGACCCUACCAACAACUACCUCUAAAACUCGGAAGCUUCAGAUAUUAGAGGACUGUCUGCUGGAUUUCUUACGGGCCACCCUUUCAUAUCCUUAGGUGACACACUUUCAUACACUAAUUUAUUUAAAGGGUCUUGUUAAAUUUUGUAUGCAAAUGGAAUAUUUUAUAAUAAAGAUACAAUUGCCUGGGAUUAAAAGUGA